AUGUUCCUACGUAUUACUUUAUGCUUUACAGAACCCUCCGUAACUGUAACUCCGGAUGAGAACACCGUAUACUAUGAAAUCAACAAAACGCUGUCCCUCGUCUGCAAUGGAACAGAUCCUGUCGAUGGGCAGGAACUGACGUGGUAUAUACAAGGAGACGAAUCAAAGCCACUACUAGCCGAAAAGCAAACAUUCAACCCGACAACCAAUAUCAACAACAUAGUAAUGCGUUUGAACGAGACUCACAACAGGAAACAACUGUUUUGUGCGCAGGACUUCCAUUUUCAACGUCAACCGACUGCAGAUGGCGCUAUCAUUAUCGAUAGGUACCGGGAGCUUGCUAAAUCGAAGAUAAUAAUGCUGGUACAUAAACAUAGUGGUAAUGAAAUUGGUGAUAGCAAAAAUAUUGACAAUGAUAACAUUGAACAAGGAAAAGAUAAUAAUUUAACGACAAGUGAAGAUGAAGAUGGGGACAAAGCUGAAAAAAAUAUAGGAAAAGAUAGUAACGGAUCGCCUUGGCUGCGCUUCCCACUCGUCUUAGUUAUUCCAGUGGCAGUUAUUGCCGUGGCUGCAGUGAGCGCAGCAGUAUGGUUUCGAUGUGGCCGACGCGCGAAAACAGAGGAUGUACACGACAAUAACGAGCUCACUUAUGAUUCUACAGAGGUGACAUACGCUGCACUGGAUUUCGUCCCAAAAAAAGAUGCUCCGCCAAACAUUCCGUCAUCUACGGACUCAGAAGUCUCUGGAGAGGUGACAUACGCAGCGCUGGCAUUCUCGGCCAGACCUGAAAAUACCCCUCGACUCAAAAUAGACCAAUCGAGUGACUACGCCACAAUCAUGGCGUCAUCGUCACAGACGUUUACUGGCCAGUCAUAGUCAAAAACCUGCAAGAAAAUAGGGAGUAUUACUGCAAUGUUCUGCCGCCAGAGUGCAGCACUAUUGCACCCAGUAAACCAUAGAGUAACUUAUACAUACUAGGUCUUUAACAGUAUUUUGACAAGUUUUCACUAUAACAUUGAUGCAUCAAGGCGGUUUGUUUACAGGUGGCCUACCGCGAAACGCUAAAAUCGAAAUUUCGU
Molecule: messenger RNA, 1079 nt
Organism: Cydia splendana
Lineage: Eukaryota; Metazoa; Arthropoda; Insecta; Lepidoptera; Tortricidae
Exons: 5
Coding region: 1-876 (291 amino acids)
Source: RefSeq, a predicted model, not a curated record